Daphnia carinata is the source of this 2854-nucleotide messenger RNA. RefSeq lists its product as uncharacterized. The record is from RefSeq and is a predicted model, not a curated record. The transcript has 3 exons. Bases 1657 to 2631 code for a protein of 324 amino acids. Lineage: Eukaryota; Metazoa; Arthropoda; Branchiopoda; Diplostraca; Daphniidae.
UUGGCCUUUGAAACAAAAAAAAUACUUGUAUCCCUCCUCUGGCACUUGUGUAAGAAGCGCCGUUUUCAUUUUUCAUCUUACUGGGCUUGCUCAUCGUUGGUUCACUUCGUUCUAAACAUUAAAGAUGCUCCUCACGAAACCGUAUAUGAGCGCGUUAGGCAUUGAUGUCGAGUUGGGAAAUGUACGAGUUCACGGAACAAAUGCCGAAAGGCCAUUCGACACUCUUCAUUUUGAGUAAAGUUCCACCGGUUUCUUUUUUUUUUUUGGAAGUUGUAAUAACGUUCACUGCUUCUAUUUAGUUUCUUUCUGUUUGUUGAGAAAGAAGUAACGGUGAACCUAUUCUGACCUCUGAACUUUCCAACCAAGAUCACCGUUCGAUGGGUGCGGUUUUGCUGCUCGUCUUCCCUCUCUUUCCGUGCGUACGAUCAACAUCCAUUCAAAAAUACCCAGUCGAUCCGUAAUUUUAUUUUCACGAUUUUUUGUUGAUAUUUCCCACCCAUGUAGGUGGGAAAAGCACGUACGUAAGGAGUGCAUAUCUAUUUUAAAUCGGCCUUUUACUCUUGAAAAGGGAAUUUGAAUUCCGCGCUGGCGUCCGGAGAUCGUCGAGAAUACCGUUCAGUACAUUUCGUUUAAACAUCCUAUUCAUUGGCCUUAUUGCUAGAAAACAGACAUUUGAUUGCGACAUUUAAAAGGAGGAAGACCACGAUUUGCUUAAAUUGGCAGGUGGAAACAGCCAUAUCGUAUGGGAUGUUGGUAGUGGCUUGACCUUUUUGAACUUACCAUUGCGCACAACCGCUUGGUUCUGAAAACUUCUGCCGCAAACGUUAUUCCGUUAUAUUUCCGUCCACUUUUACCAGUCGAUCUACCGCUCUCGGAUUCUGUUAUCGCCAGACUAGCUACCUUCACUGUUUAAUUCAUAAUACGGCUUAAUUUCUGACAUCAACAUGCACCAUUGAUUUGACGAAAUUGCCAAAUCUCAGGGACUCCCGCAGUCUGUAAUGGUCGUUGACGUCAUACUUGCAUCUUUACGCAGAUAAAAAAAAAAUUACCAUCUUUUUUUUGGUUGUGUGUGUGCAGUGAAGGGAAAAUAUCGUGUCACUAGAUAUCGUUUCCGGCUGUCAGUCUGAACGGCAGCUGUGUCUAACUUUCUCAUUUAUGCAAACGAGUUUUCUCCAAGGUUUGGCGCGACCACUUGAUUUAACCGCGUCUGUUUUUCUCGUCUGCGGCACAAGCCGAUUUCUGUUUUCUACGUCAUACCGAACCCACUAGACUUCCUAUAGUACCUUUCGCUAAGCAAAUGGGUGUCGAAAACUAUCAGGUGGGUGGGCCGGUGGUAUGGGUGGAGAAAGAGAGAACGGAGAGGGGGGCGAAAGGCGGAGGAUCCGCAUUGGGGCCUAAUUAUUUACAGCCAAGCACGUCGCCAGGUAGGUUUUCGAUAGGUAUACAAAAGAGGACCACUAUGGAACAGUUUUCAUCAGUCGUUCGAGAGACAUCCGAAGGUGAACUUGGUCCCAAGUCCGGUGCAACGCAAACUUUAUUUUUGCUUCCAGUACUCCCACUACGGAAUACAGUGUUCGAAGCUUGAAACCCUCAUCUGAAUUUGUCGUGAUUUUAAAUACUUUCAAGAAACCUUUUUUUAUCACGCUAAAUACCAAGAUGUACAAAUUAUCAAGAAAUUGUUUGCUGUGCCUCUUAUUGGCUGCAUCCAUGAUUGCUGCAUGCUCAGCCGCUGCUGCUGCUGAUCCUGCUAUUGAUUCCAAACCGGCUUUGCUAAAUUCUGCCGAUCAUUCGGAGAAAAUCAAGAGCAGAGAAAGUCAUGCGCUCAAAUCUGAAGCUUCGUAUGCCAAUUAUUUAAAAUCACCGGCUGCCCCGUCUCCAGUCCCAGCAACAUUACCGCCACCUGUAGCAGGAGUUUCAUUUCCGUCACGAGCUUCACCAGCUGUGCAUCCAUCAUCUCACCCGAUUCCAGUCCCUGCCCUGUACAGUAACCCUCACGAAACCACCAUGGGCUAUGUCUAUUAUUACCUGCCUCAAGUGGCAGAAAAGUACUACCCCAAACUUAAGGAUUUGAUGCCUUACGUCAAAAAUUACGGACAUUCCCUGUCUCGCUUCUGGAAAAACAUGCCCAGCAUGCGACAGAUGGCUGACAGGACUUUCGACAUUACAUCAGCCGUUGGAUUGGUCCUUUUAGCUCCCGUCAUGUUGAUUUCCAGCAUUCUCUUCUUGGGUUUCAUUGUCGUCCUCUUCCUCUUUCCCGCUGUAUCAGCUUUUGGUCGAAGACGCAUGGGGCGCGACCUGUCUGGCGUAGAAGAUCUCAACGAAGUUUUUGAUUUCGAUCGCUUUUUGCCAGCGGAACAGUCUAGGAGAUUAGCUUCGUUAGCUGCUCGCGUAGACAACGUGCUUGACAACUACAUGCGCGCGUUAAAGAGCGACACAUGCCUCGAGAAAUUCUCAUGUCAAGCUGGACACAUGACUAGCCGAUUGGGCAAGUUUACAGAGCCCAUUAUCACAUUUCUGGAGCCUCUAGUUCCUUCUUACAUGUACAAGAAGCUAGAAGCGUUCAAAAAUGGCGCUCGUAGUGGCAACGCCGAUUGCAGCGAAAUGAAAUGCAAGCUUCCUUUCUUUGGAUAGAGAAAAUUUACAGCCUCAAAUAAUUGAAAACAUUCAUCUAAUUAUGUUUCUUUGUUUUUUGUGUUCUUGUUUUAUGUGUAACCUGCCCCCUAUUUUUUUAACUUAUGUGACUUGAAGUCCUUUUUUUUUCAUGCUAAGGCAAGCUGGCCUUGCUGGUUUUAUCCAUUAUGUUCAAGGAACCUGAUCACUGCGAGCUAAAUAAUACGAAUAAUGUCACAUUGAA